UUGAGAAUUUUUCACUAAAGUUUCUAAGACAAUAAUAAAGUUUUUUGUGACACAUUCGUCUUAAAAAUGUGGAAUUUGAGUGGAUAUGAUAGCGAAGCGGUUGGUUUCGAUUCUGUGGCUGUUAAAAAAACCGAAGACGCGAGCACCGGCACUCAAACUACAGAAUUCUUUGAAGCGGCCGUCGCAACUCAAACUGUUGCUUACAAAGACGGUUCAUCGAUGACCUCUCCUACAGAGGAUUUGACGACAAAAGACGUAAAAUAUUCGGCAGCCAAUUUAAAUGCGUUCCUCCAAAGAGUGAUGCCGGGUAUGCUUGAGCAGCUAGACGAUAACAAAGAAAACGCAUACGAGUCUUCGGAAUCUGAUGAAGACAAUGAAAUUUUGACAGCUAAAUUGGUACAAGAGUUGAAGGUACGAGAAGUGCAAGGCAGCGGUGAUCAGGCACUGUCUGUACUAGACCUAUCUUGGAGUAAUACCGGCAACUCAUUAGCUGUGUCUCUAGGACAGAAGCAGCACGAGAAUUGGUGCACAGAUAACGGUUUAAUAAGGUUCUAUACGGUCAAAGUCAGUGCCGGCGACAAAUUAGUGCACAGCAUGGAUAUCAACGAGAAAAACUGUGUUUCAGUAUUGAAAUAUCAUCCGUCGGUCGCGGCUCUGUUCGCCUACGGGACCGUUACGGGCGAGAUUGUGAUCUGCGACCUUAGAAAUAAGGAUGAACUUCAAAUGACGUCGCCGUCUGGUACGCACGGUUCGAAAAGGGUCACGGCGCUUUCUUGGCUGGAGUCCACAACCGCUGAAACGUUUUUUGCGAUCCACAUCAACAAUACAGGCAAGCGAAGGGCCUCGACCGAUCGUAUACUAGUUUCAUCCGGUAGCGACGGAACAAUCGUCGCAUGGCACGUCAACGCUGACAACAAAACGUUUGAAGCCAUUGUAACCUACUCCGUGAACGGCGCCCGCAAGAUGGCCGCCCCGGAUAUCAGCUGUUUUGAUUUCAUCAACACGUUUCCGCUACGUCCGACGGGCGAUAAAAUUUCGAACGACAUUUUCGUGGUCGGCACGAAUGUCGGUAAUUUAUUUUUGUGUAACAUAAAGAAUGCUCAGAGCGCAGCGCAUAGCGGCCACGUUGAUCCGGUCAGCGAUGUUCUAGAAAGCCACGCGACCUGCAUUUUGGCUGUUACGUUUCACCAAGAUAAGCCUGGCGUUUUUAUAACACUGUCCAUUGAUUCCGAAUUGAGGAUAUAUAAUGUUAAACAGGCCAGUCCCUUGAAGAUUAUAUCUCUGGAUUAUCAUGUGUCGUGUGUCGGCUGGCUCCCGUACAAUCCCUGGCUGGCCGUGGUUGGCACGGAAGCAGAGAUGCGCCUGUGUGACGUUGCUUGCGGGAGGGAAGUGCACGUCGAUGGGCUCAAAGGAACGGGCGGCGUUUGUAAGCUGGCCGUGAAUCAAAUCGGGGGUUGCAGGGUGGCGGCGGGUGACUCGGAAGGCUGCGUGAAGAUCUGGGAUCUACCGCGUUGCUCACACACUCCCGGAGACGAUUUAGACAUUUAAUUAUUAGGAUAAUACUAGAGCUUAGUGCGCUUAGUGCGAGUUAUUUAACGUUCUCGAUAGCGUAAAAGUUAACUACUACGUUUUCGCCUACGUUUGCCGCUAGGGGCGCUGUUCCAACAACUCUAUACAAAUUUGAGUUAACUUUCACUCUCACUAACAGCUCUCACUAAGCACACUGGUUAAAUUGAUUUUAGAAUCGAAGGCUGAUUGUUUUUUUUUUUAAAUAGGUACCUAGUUUUGAUUUUCGGUUUGUUUUCCCUAAUAAACGCCUAUCUAUGGAUGGACAUAGAUAAUCUGUGUAGGAAAUAUGAGUUUUUAAGGAGUUUUUUAUUCGAAUAGGGUACAUAUGU
Molecule: messenger RNA, 1898 nt
Organism: Bombyx mandarina (wild silkworm)
Lineage: Eukaryota; Metazoa; Arthropoda; Insecta; Lepidoptera; Bombycidae
Product: cytoplasmic dynein 2 intermediate chain 2
Biological process (GO): intraciliary transport
Cellular component (GO): cytoplasmic dynein complex; ciliary plasm
Molecular function (GO): dynein heavy chain binding; dynein light chain binding
Source: RefSeq, a predicted model, not a curated record